Messenger RNA from Peromyscus californicus insignis, 1444 nucleotides. It is a transcript of the gene Cxcr3, whose product is annotated as C-X-C motif chemokine receptor 3. The record is from RefSeq and is a predicted model, not a curated record. NCBI's taxonomy places the organism in Eukaryota, Metazoa, Chordata, Mammalia, Rodentia, Cricetidae. Gene Ontology annotation, cellular component: membrane. Bases 83 to 1183 code for a protein of 366 amino acids. Gene Ontology annotation, molecular function: C-X-C chemokine receptor activity. The transcript has 2 exons. Gene Ontology annotation, biological process: G protein-coupled receptor signaling pathway; immune response; inflammatory response.
UUCCCAACCACAAGUGCCAAAGCAGAGAAGCAGGCAGCACGCGACCUGACCCCAGCAGCCACAGCCAGAGCACAGCCUAGCCAUGUACCUUGAGGUGAGUGAACGUCAAGUGCUAGAUGCCUCGGACUUUGCCUUUCUUCUGGAAAACAGUACCUCUCCUUAUGAUUACGGGGAGAACGAGAGCGACUUUGACUCCCCACCCUGUGCACAGGACUUCAGUCUGAACUUUGACAGAGCCUUCCUGCCAGCCCUCUACAGCCUCCUCUUUUUGCUGGGGCUACUGGGCAAUGGGGCCGUGGCUGCUGUGCUACUGAGUCAUCGUACUGCCCUGAGCAGCACGGACACCUUCCUGCUCCACCUGGCUGUGGCCGAUGCACUGCUGGUAUUGACCCUCCCACUGUGGGCAGUGGAUGCGGCUGUCCAGUGGGUUUUUGGCUCUGGCCUCUGCAAAGUGGCAGGUGCCCUCUUUAACAUCAACUUCUAUGCAGGGGCCUUCCUGCUGGCCUGCAUAAGCUUUGACCGCUAUCUGAGCAUAGUGCAUGCCACCCAGAUCUACCGCAGGGACCCCUGGGUACGCGUCGCCCUCACCUGCAUAGUUGUCUGGGGACUCUGUCUGCUCUUCGCCCUCCCAGACUUCAUCUUCCUGUCGGCCAACCAUGAUCAGCGCCUCAAUGCCAUUCACUGCCAGUACAACUUCCCACAGGUGGGUCACACUGCUCUGCGUGUACUGCAGCUGGUGGCUGGUUUCCUGCUGCCCCUUCUAGUCAUGGCCUACUGCUAUGCCCAUAUCCUGGCUGUGCUGCUGGUCUCCAGAAGCCAGAGGCGCUUACGAGCCAUAAGGCUGGUGGUGGUGGUGGUGGUAGCCUUUGCUGUCUGCUGGACCCCCUAUCACCUGGUGGUGUUGGUGGAUAUCCUCAUGGACCUGGGAGUUUUGGCCCGAAACUGUGGUCGAGAAAGCCAUGUGGAUGUGGCCAAGUCAGUCACCUCGGGCAUGGGCUACAUGCACUGCUGCCUCAACCCACUGCUCUAUGCCUUUGUGGGGGUCAAGUUCAGAGAACAAAUGUGGAUGUUGCUCAUGCGCCUGGGCCGCUCAGACCAGAGAAGGCCCCAGCGGCAGCCAUCAGCUUCACGGCGGGAAUCGUCCUGGUCCGAGACAACAGAGGCCUCGUACUUGGGCUUGUAAUUCCGGAAUGAAACUGUAGCCUGUGCAACCUAAGUCCUAACACAUGCAGGUUCUUCUCCUCCUUGUGGCUGGGCUAGCUUUGACUCACCCAUAACUUCGCUGCUGGGCCUCACUUGCAGCCCAGCGCCUCCAGGUCUCCUCAGAACCACUCUCUCAGCUCCAAGGACAGCGCCAUUACUGAGCCUCGGCUGCCUCUCUUGCUAUUUCAGAGCUAGCUGCCUGGAAACCUCCCACCCUUCGAACUCCGCCUUCCCUGUGUGA